CUGCCCCUGUCCGGUCUCCUCCCCUCCAUCCCACUCCACGCCACCCCCACACCCCACCGGCCAAGCAAACACGCUGCACAUUUCAGUUCAGACAGUCCAAGAACAGCACCAAGAAAGACUCCUUGCCGCUCUUCUUGCUUGGCUACUGACUAGGAGAGCUCCCUGCCGCUGGUUGAUCAACAGAGAGGCAGGCGGACGGCAUGGUCAGCUCCCUGCCGCUGUCCUCGUUGCUGCUGCUGCUGCUGCUGCUCUCCGCAGCCAGCUUCGGCGGCGGCGUAAGGCUCGGCGAUGGUGGCUACGAGGACUGGAGGCUCGGCACCGCCACCUACGUCAAGGAGUUCCAGUCACACCCUCUCAAUGACGGCGGUGGCGCCUGCGGGUACGGCGACCUGGACAUCUUCAGGUACGGGCGCUACACGGCGGGGCUGAGCGCGGCGCUGUUCGGGCGCGGCGGCGCCUGCGGCGGCUGCUACGAGCUGCGGUGCGUCAACCACAUCCAGUGGUGCCUCCGGGGCAGCCCCACGGUGGUGGUGACGGCGACGGACUUCUGCCCGGCCAACAUGGGCCUCGCCGACGACGACGCCGGCGGCUGGUGCAACUUCCCGCGGGAGCACCUCGAGCUGUCGGAGGCCGCGUUCCUCCGCGUCGCCAAGGCCAAGGCCGGCAUCGUGCCGGUGCAGUUCCGGAGGGUGAGCUGCGACAGGGCGGGCGGCAUGCGGUUCACCAUCACCGGUAGCGCCCACUUCCUGCAGGUGCUCAUCACCAACGUGGCGGCGGACGGCGAGGUGGCGGCCGUGAAGGUGAAGGGCUCGAGGACGGGGUGGAUCCCGAUGGGGCGGAACUGGGGCCAGAACUGGCAGUGCGACGCCGACCUCCGCGCCCAGCCGCUGUCGUUCGAGGUCACCGGCGGGAGGGGCAGGACGGUCACCGCCUACAGCGUGGCGCCGGCGGACUGGAUGUUCGCGCAGACGUUCGAGGGCAAGCAGUUCGCCGAGUAGAGAUCGACGCCGAAAACCAAGUCUCCGGCGGUGGUGAUGUAAGUAGAAUUAUACGGGUGGCUUCUUGCUCGCGAGUCGUGACCGGUGACUCGACAAAACGAGACGUAUUGAAUGGCGAAAGGAUUUCCAGUCAUAAGAAAGUGGCAGUCCAAAUAUGCGUGAUGAUGGAUCGUCGGUAACGGUACAAGAUUAGGCGAUCACCGUGAGUUCAGACUUGUGUACUCUGGCUUAACGGGAGAGAACGCAAUGUGAAAAAGUGUGUCUGGUAUCGU
This is a messenger RNA of Zea mays, 1270 nucleotides long. RefSeq lists its product as uncharacterized. Lineage: Eukaryota; Viridiplantae; Streptophyta; Magnoliopsida; Poales; Poaceae. The record is from RefSeq and is marked validated. The transcript has 3 exons. The coding region runs from base 201 to 998 and encodes 265 amino acids. Gene Ontology annotation, cellular component: extracellular region. Gene Ontology annotation, biological process: plant-type cell wall organization.